GCGAGCUGAAGUCAGCUGACCCGCGUCACGUGAUCUAAAAUGCCGAAUGCGGAACUAGAGACUGAUAAACAUCCACCCCUGUCACAAAAGACCUGUUCCACGCUUCACGUGCAUUUGACCCUUCUGCUUCUUCCCUUUUUUUUUUCUUUUUUACUUUUAAUGUAAUGAAUGAUGGUCUGUAACGUUGCUUAAUCAGAUUUGUCUUUCAAGCACUACUCAGCGGGUUUUCGCUUAAGUUUUAACGCGAGCACGUGAAUGAAUAUUAAUAGUUACACUCGUGUAAGAUUAUAAAUAUAAUGUCAAGAUGAAGAAGACUGUCUUGCUGUUUCUCGUAACGCUGUCUGUCUGCGCGAGCUCAGCGUUUGCUGACGCAGAAGUGACCAUCAAGGCUCCAGCGACAGUGAAUCUACAGGAACAAUCUGCAGAAAACCUCACCAUUACACUGAGUUCACCGCUGAACACAUCUGUAGCGGUUUAUUUCAAUAUCACAUAUAAAUCAAGAAAUGUCUCUUCAGUAGUUCUUCUGCCUGAUGAGGUUGUCGUGCCGGCAGGAAACAUAUCUGUAUCUUUCGAAGUGGAGGCUAAAGGGGUUGGUCAGGUGACUGCUUACCUUUCCAGCAAUAACACUCACAUAAAAAGCUUAGAGACGCGAAUCAGAUUCCUGAUCGUCAGAAGCAAUGUUCUUUUCAUCAUCAACCAAAUCAUUGGCUGGAUUUACUUCCUGGCCUGGUCUGUGUCAUUCUACCCACAGGCGUAUGAGAACUGGAAACGACGCAGUGUGGUAGGCCUCAGUUUUGAUUUCCUCGCCCUCAACCUGACUGGAUUCAUUGCUUACAGUGUGUUCAAUGUUGGCCUGUUCUGGGUGACGUAUAUACAGGAGGAGUUCUUAAAGAAAGAUCCGAAUGGGGUCAUUCCUGUCGAUGCCAAUGAUGUCUUCUUCAGUCUUCAUGCAGUACUUCUCACCCUCGUCUAUGUCUGCCAGUGUGCCAUCUAUGAGAGAGGAGGGCAAAAGGUUUCCAAAGUGGCCAUUGGGUUAUUAGUGAUUGGCUGGACCUUUGCGUUUGUUUCUCUAUUUGUUGCUGUGGCACAGAAGAUCUCCUGGCUGGAUUAUCUCUACUAUUUCUCUUACAUUAAACUGGGUGUCACACUUGUGAAGUACAUCCCUCAGGCUUAUAUGAACUACCGCAGGCAGAGCACAGAGGGAUGGAGCAUCGGGAAUGUGCUGCUGGACUUCACAGGGGGCAGCUUCAGUUUACUCCAAAUGUUCCUUGAGGCCUACAACAACGAUAAAUGGAAGUUUAUAUUUGGAGACCCCACAAAGUUUGGAUUGGGCGUACUGUCCAUAUUCUUUGACGUCGUGUUCAUCAUACAGCAUUAUUGUCUGUAUAGGAACAGAGAGCUAAUGUAUCGUGAUUUAAAUGAUCAGAAUGACGAACAAACCAGUGUUAAAACAUGACCGCAGCAAUAUAAAGAUUUCAUAUGGACUUUUCUAUCUUUUCUAUCUUCUAUCUAUCGAGUUACAAAUGUGACAUGUAUUUUGAACUCAAAUAAGCACUAGUUUCAUAUGAAUUAGUCUACAUAUUUGUAAUUAUUUUUCAGAUUUCAGUAAAUUGUUGCCGUCUCAGGUAAAUUACUGAAGCUGUACUGUAAUAAAAUGAAUGCAAUACUUCAAAAAA
Molecule: messenger RNA, 1676 nt
Organism: Cyprinus carpio (common carp)
Lineage: Eukaryota; Metazoa; Chordata; Actinopteri; Cypriniformes; Cyprinidae
Product: cystinosin-like
Biological process (GO): L-cystine transport
Cellular component (GO): lysosomal membrane
Molecular function (GO): L-cystine transmembrane transporter activity
Source: RefSeq, a predicted model, not a curated record